Molecule: messenger RNA, 1149 nt
Organism: Saccoglossus kowalevskii
Lineage: Eukaryota; Metazoa; Hemichordata; Enteropneusta; Harrimaniidae
Product: rho GTPase-activating protein 44-like
Biological process (GO): signal transduction; regulation of actin cytoskeleton organization; positive regulation of GTPase activity
Cellular component (GO): cytoplasm; intracellular anatomical structure
Molecular function (GO): protein binding; GTPase activator activity
Source: RefSeq, a predicted model, not a curated record
GUCGAGGGCAGCAGAUAAAAAGUUUGUGUACACAUUUCUGUUUUCCAGUUUAGAGGACUAUAACAUUUCCGUAACGUCAACUAUUUUAUCUUCUUUAGUGUGAUCCAGUCUGAAUGCUGGAUCACUAUGCUCAAAAAAGAAACCAUGAAGAAGCAAUUUUUACGAGUAAAACAGCUUGCUAACCAGAACUUCGGAAGAGCUGAAAAAUCUGAAGUGCUCAGUGAUGAGUUAUUGCAAUGUGAGAAGAAGAUAGAAACACUGAAACAUGUGUCACACAACACAACUAAGAAACUGUCAGCAUGUUUACAAGGACAGGGGCAGGAUUUUGAUAAAAGACUGAAAAAACUACCAGAUAGCCAUUUAGCUGCUAGUAUGAUGGAGUCAAGCCAGAUGCUGGGCAACAACUCCAUACUUGGGUCUAUGCUGGCCACAUGCGGAGAGUGUCAACAGAACAUAGCCAAAGACAAAACUGUGUUUGAAAUGGAGGUAGAAGCUAAAGUACUUGAACCACUAAAUAAAUUAGCAGAGGUUGACAUUCCUAAUGUCUAUGCACAGAAAAAGAGAUUAGGUAAAGCUACGCUAGAUAUGGAUUCAGCAAGAUCAAGACACUUAUCUGCAGUAAGAGCUACAACCGCUGGGAGAAGUAAUUUGCCAGAACAUGUGGCUAAAAUAGAUCAGCUUAAAGAAGAGAUGGAAGAGGCUAGCAGUAAAAUGGCAUCCGCUAGAGAUUCCUAUGUAACUGACCUGUUGGCAUUGCUAGCAAGAGAAAGUGAAUAUUCAGAAAAGUUAGUGGAAUUUGUAGAAGAACAGGCAAAGUAUCACAAGAAUGCUGCAGCCAACCUUGACCAAUUGAUACCUGCCAUGAGAGCAUUGCUCUUGGAAAACCCCCAGCAGAAAGUGUUUGGCACAGAAUUGGUGGACCACCUACGAGUGGCAGAAAGAGAAAUAGCAUUCCCCAUUGAAGCCUGCUGUGAAGCUAUUCUACAGAUGGGUGUGGAAGAAGAAGGUUUAUUUAGAAUUGCUGGUGCAUCAUCAAAAGUGAAAAAACUUAGGGCAUCAUUUGAUGUUGGUAUACCUGACAUGGCUGAUUUCAUUGAGAUAGGACAGGUUCAUGCCAUCACAGGUAUGAUACAAUGUCACAAUAAUUAA